AUGUUGUGCGCACUAUCCGGGGCGCCAGGGUCGCAUCUACCAGAGCUUCAUACACAUCCAAAUGGAGCGCUUUUCAGCGUUGAGUUACAAUACGUAACUAACGGUCGCGGUAAAGGAGGGAAAGGUCUCGGUAAAGGCGGCGCCAAGCGCCACCGGAAGGUUCUGCGUGAUAACAUCCAGGGUAUCACCAAACCCGCCAUCCGCCGGCUGGCUCGCCGCGGCGGAGUGAAGCGGAUCUCCGGGCUGAUCUACGAGGAGACCCGCGGGGUGCUCAAGGUUUUCCUGGAGAACGUGAUCCGUGACGCCGUCACCUACACCGAGCACGCCAAGAGGAAGACGGUGACCGCCAUGGACGUGGUGUACGCGCUGAAGAGACAGGGCCCGCCAGCCUCGCCCCGGCUCCGGCUACAUAAGAAGCGCUCCGCCACGUCCACCUCAUAUUCACUUCUUGUCACAAUGGCUCGAACCAAGCAGACUGCCCGUAAGUCCACCGGAGGGAAAGCCCCCAGGAAGCAGCUGGCCACCAAGGCGGCCCGUAAGAGCGCCCCGGCCACCGGCGGUGUGAAGAAGCCUCACCGCUACCGACCCGGGACCGUGGCUCUGCGGGAGAUCCGCCGCUACCAGAAGUCCACCGAGCUGCUGAUCCGCAAGCUGCCCUUCCAGCGCCUGGUGAGAGAAAUCGCUCAGGACUUCAAGACCGACCUGCGCUUCCAGAGCUCCGCCGUCAUGGCUCUGCAGGAGGCCAGCGAGGCUUAUCUGGUCGGCCUGUUCGAGGACACCAACCUGUGCGCCAUCCACGCGAAGAGGGUCACCAUCAUGCCCAAGGACAUCCAGCUGGCCCGGCGCAUCCGCGGGGAGAGAGCCUAACUUGCCCGAUCUCCACCCACCAAACAACGGCUCUUUUAAGAGCCACUCAUUCGCAGA
Messenger RNA from Limanda limanda (common dab), 924 nucleotides. RefSeq lists its product as uncharacterized. Lineage: Eukaryota; Metazoa; Chordata; Actinopteri; Pleuronectiformes; Pleuronectidae. Gene Ontology annotation, molecular function: DNA binding; protein heterodimerization activity; structural constituent of chromatin. Gene Ontology annotation, cellular component: nucleosome. The coding region runs from base 1 to 867 and encodes 288 amino acids. The record is from RefSeq and is a predicted model, not a curated record. The transcript is spliced from 3 exons.